AUGGAGGUGGUGUUAAUUACAGGAGAUAGUGAUCAAGAGGAGAUUGUUCCCAGCAAGAAGAGUGCUAUUCUUGUGGAUGGUGUUGUGCUGAAUGGCCCUACCACAGAUGCAAAAGCAGGAGAGAAAUUUGUGGAAGAGGCCUGCAGGUUAAUCAUGGAAGAGGUGGUUUUGAAGGCCACAGACGUCAAUGAAAAGGUUUGUGAAUGGCGGCCUCCUGAACAACUGAAACAACUUGUUGAUUUGGAGUUGAGAGACAAAGGCGAACCACACCACAGGCUGUUGGAACUCUGCCAGGAUGUUAUACAUUAUAGUGUCAAAACUAAUCACCCAAGAUUUUUCAACCAGUUGUAUGCUGGACUUGAUUAUUAUGCCUUGGUGGCCCGAUUUAUGACAGAAGCAUUAAAUCCAAGCAUUUAUACGUAUGAGGUGUCCCCAGUGUUUCUGUUAGUGGAAGAAGCGAUUCUGAAGAAAAUGAUUGAAUUUGUUGGCUGGAAAGAAGGGGAUGGAAUAUUUAACCCAGGUGGUUCAGUGUCCAAUAUGUAUGCGAUCCAUUUAGCUAGAUACAAAUAUUUUCCUGAAAUUAAGGAAAAGGGACUGUCUGGGUUACCAAGAUUAAUCUUUUUCACUUCUGCAGAGUGCCAUUACUCUAUGAAGAAGGCAGCUUCCUUUCUUGGGAUCGGUACUGAGAACGUGUGCUUCGUGGAAACAGACGGAAGAGGUAGAAUGAUACCUGCGGAAUUGGAGAAGCAAAUCUGGCAAGCCAGAAAACAGGGAGCAGCGCCCUUUCUUGUGUGUGCCACAUCUGGAACAACCGUGCUGGGGGCCUUUGAUCCUCUGGAUGAAAUAGCUGACAUCUGUGAGAGGCACGACCUCUGGCUUCACGUGGAUGCUUCUUGGGGUGGCUCAGCAUUGAUGUCAAGGAAGCACCGCACGCUUCUGCAUGGCAUCCACAGGGCAGACUCUGUGGCCUGGAACCCACACAAGAUGCUGAUGGCUGGAAUCCAGUGCUGUGCUCUCCUUGUGAAAGACAAGUCUGACCUUCUUAAGAAAUGCUACUCUGCGAAGGCAUCUUACCUCUUCCAGCAGGACAAGUUCUACGAUGUCAGCUAUGACACGGGAGACAAAUCUAUCCAGUGUAGCAGGAGACCAGAUGCUUUCAAGUUCUGGAUGACCUGGAAGGCCCUGGGAACAUUUGGCCUAGAAGAAAGAGUUAAUCGAGCUCUCGCUUUAUCUAGGUACCUAGUAGAUGAAAUCAAGAAAAGAGAAGGAUUCAAGUUACUGAUGGAACCUGAAUAUGCCAAUAUAUGCUUUUGGUACAUUCCACCGAGCCUCAGGGCGAUGAAAGAAGGACCUGAGUACUGGGCCAAACUUCAUUUGGUGGCCCCAGCCAUUAAGGAGAGGAUGAUGAAGAAGGGAAGCCUGAUGCUGGGCUACCAGCCCCACCGGGGCAAGGUCAACUUCUUCCGCCAAGUGGUGAUCAGCCCUCAAGUGAGCCGGGAGGACAUGGACUUCCUCCUGGAUGAAAUAGACCUAUUGGGCAAAGACAUGUAGCUGAGGCCUUUGGUCCCCCAGAGACACAAAUCCUGUCCUGGGAGGGUUAUCAAUCCAGGGCAUCUGCAGACACAUAGUAGAUGUCAUCUUCUUCUGAUGAAAAAUAGGAAAUACUUCCAGGC
Molecule: messenger RNA, 1673 nt
Organism: Tupaia belangeri chinensis (Chinese tree shrew)
Lineage: Eukaryota; Metazoa; Chordata; Mammalia; Scandentia; Tupaiidae
Gene: GADL1
Product: GAD like acidic amino acid decarboxylase 1
Exons: 15
Coding region: 1-1551 (516 amino acids)
Biological process (GO): carboxylic acid metabolic process
Cellular component (GO): cytoplasm
Molecular function (GO): carboxy-lyase activity; pyridoxal phosphate binding
Source: RefSeq, a predicted model, not a curated record